GCCAGCGCGCCUGGCUGGUGACGCCGCGUCUGCGCCGCCUCGCUGGUCCUGCUUGCUCGCGGGUUUCGCCCCUUUGUGUUGCUUCAUCAUGAGAAAUCUGAAGUUGCUCCGGACACAGGAAUUUAGGGACAUUCAAGCACCAGGGAAACCUUCUUGUUUCUCUCUCCGAACUGAACGGGGGACAGUGCUCAUUGGCUCAGAACGUGGACUGAUUGAAGUAGAUCCCUGGAAAAGAGAAGUGAAGACUGAAGUUCUUCUGGUGGCAGAAGGCUUUCUUCCAGAGGAUGGAAGCGGCUUCAUUGUGGGGAUCCAGGGCUUGCUGGACCAGGAGUCCGUGUGUGUGGCCACCGCCUCCGGGGAUGUCCUGCUCUGCAAUCUCAGCACAUUCCAGCUGGAAUGUGUUGGGAGUGUGGCCAAUGGUAUCUCUGUUAUGAGCUGGAGUCCCGAUCAAGAACUGGUGCUUUUUGCCACAGGUCAGCAGACCCUGAUUAUGAUGACAAAAGACUUUGAAGUAAUCACAGAGCAGCAGAUCCACCAGGAUGAUUUUGGUGAAGGCAAGUUUGUCACCAUUGGAUGGGGCACCAAGGAGACACAGUUCCAUGGCUCAGAAGGCAGGCAAGCAGCCUUCCCGGUGCAAAUGCAUGAGUCUGCCCUGCCCUGGGAUGACCACAGACCACGAAUUAGCUGGCGUGGGGAUGGGCAGUUCUUUGCUGUGAGUGUUGUUUGCCCACAAACAGGGUCUCGGAAGAUCAGAGUGUGGAACCGGGAGUUUGCUUUGCAGUCAACCAGUGAGCCUGUGCCAGGACUGGGGCCCUCCCUGGCUUGGAAACCCUCAGGCAGUUUGAUUGUAAAUGACUUGCUAUGGAAUGCAGAUUCCACUGUGCUUGCUGUGUGGCUAGAAGACCUUCCAAGCGAGGACAGUUCUACUCUGAAAAGCUAUGGUAUGAUAGCUGUUGAACUUUGGUUCAUGUUCAUAUGUUCUAUCAAAGUAGAAGAUUGUGGGGUUUCCUUCCUCCUUCCUCCUUCGGCCUUUGGUGAACUCAGUGUAGCCUGA
Molecule: messenger RNA, 1054 nt
Organism: Peromyscus maniculatus bairdii (prairie deer mouse)
Lineage: Eukaryota; Metazoa; Chordata; Mammalia; Rodentia; Cricetidae
Source: RefSeq, a predicted model, not a curated record